AUGACCACUGUGUCACUCAGUGGGUUGAGCUUAUCCAAUCCAAGAACGACCACUGUAAAGAAUACGCUCCUUAACAUGACUGCAAGCCGGCUACCUCUCGCUGGGGAUUCUCGGACGUUACCGAUCCAUUUUCCGGCGAGCUAUUUUGCCCCUACCCCUCUUAAAAGUUUCACUUUCCGCCGUAAAUUCGCCACUCCAACAAACAAUCAAAGAACGCCACUAACUCUUCGCGUUCAUGUUCAAUGCCACUGCAGCUCUAUCACUAUCGAUGGAAAUCACUCCACUAUUUUCACUCACUCGAGUGCAAUGCUGUUUUCACUAUUUCAAGAAAUUGGGUUCAAUGAGAGAGACACUGAAACAUUAUUGGAUACCCACUCUGCUCUCAGGUUCAUGCCUUUUGAAUCCAUUCGUAGUAGAAUUCAUUCCUUACAAUCCGUUGGAGUCAGUGGUCUUUCUCUUUCUCGAUUAAUUGCGAAGCGUCCUGAUAUAUUGACAGCUAAAGAAAUCGAGGCAUUGUUAUAUUUUCUUGUUAAUGAUGAUGAUGAUUUAGAUUUGAAUGGAAAAGUAGAGCCUGUGCAGCUCGAGCGGCUUCUUAAUGCAACAGACCCCAGAUUUCUUGUGGGAUUUGAGAGAAAAGUGAAGUUGCUAGUUCAAUACGGUAUUCCCCAAGAGAAACUCGUUCAUGUGCUUAACACUGUUAAUUUGACUAAGGCAUUUUGCCUUAAGUCUUUUGAAGAAGUGGAGAGAAUGCUUCAUUUCCUGAAUCGUUUUGGUGGCGUUAGUUUGAUUCUUCGCCGGCCUGCAAUUUUGAAUUAUGAUCUGGAGGCACAAUUGGCUCCAAGAAUCGAGUUUCUCUUGGAGUUAAGUGGGGGAGAUGAGAAAGCCACUGCAAUCGUAUUGCACAAACUUCCGUUCGUAUUAGCCUACAGUGUUGACCAUUUAACAGACCAUGUCGAGUUCUUGAAUUCUUAUGCGGGUUUAAGCUAUCAAGAGAUAUUUAGGAUAAUUCUUGUUUACCCGAACUUGUUUAGUGCGAGCAGGAAGAGGAAAUUGCAUCCCAGAAUCGACUUUCUUAUGCAGUGUGGGUUGAAUUCACAGGACAUAUUUAAGUUUUUGAUCAAGGCACCCUUGUUCUUAAGUCUGUCAUUUGAGGAGAAUUUAGCAUGUAAGCUGGUUUUCUUGGUGAAGAUUGGCUAUGAGAAUAGGACAAGGGAAUUGGCUAUGGCAAUGGGAGCUGUUACACGUACCAGCUGCAAGAAUUUACAGGAGAAUAUUGGGGUAUUCUUGAACUACGGAUUGACUUGUCAGGACAUUUUAGAGAUGAGCAAGAAGCACCCUCAAGUUUUGCAGUACAACCACGAUUCUUUGGAGGAGAAGAUGGAUUACUUGAUUGAGGAAAUGGGUCGUGAAGUUGGAGAGCUGUUGUCUUUUCCUGCAUUUCUUGGUUACAAGCUUGAUGGAAGGAUUAAACAUAGGUAUGAAGAAAAGAAGAAGAUUUUAGGUGAAGGAAUGUCCAUUAACAAGCUACUGAGUGUAUCUGCAGCAAGAUUCUCGAUGAAAAGCAAGAAGAAGCAUCCUGUGAACGUGAUUGACAGUCAGAGUGAAGUUGAAUGA
Fraxinus pennsylvanica is the source of this 1614-nucleotide messenger RNA. The record is from the annotation of a GenBank genome assembly. NCBI's taxonomy places the organism in Eukaryota, Viridiplantae, Streptophyta, Magnoliopsida, Lamiales, Oleaceae.